Nycticebus coucang (slow loris) is the source of this 5121-nucleotide messenger RNA. It is a transcript of the gene ANO1, whose product is annotated as anoctamin 1. Gene Ontology annotation, cellular component: plasma membrane. NCBI's taxonomy places the organism in Eukaryota, Metazoa, Chordata, Mammalia, Primates, Lorisidae. The transcript has 28 exons. Gene Ontology annotation, biological process: chloride transmembrane transport. Gene Ontology annotation, molecular function: chloride channel activity; protein dimerization activity. The record is from RefSeq and is a predicted model, not a curated record. The coding region runs from base 407 to 3559 and encodes 1050 amino acids.
GGGCCGGGACCGCGGGCCCAGCUCGGGGCUGCUCCUAGUCCCCAGCGUCCCGCUCGCUCACUCGCUAGCUCCGUGACCCGGUGGCCACGGGGGAGGCGCGCGGGGCGGGUCAAGGGCGGUGUCCGCAGGUAACCUUCAGGAGGGCGGGGAGGCCGCCGGGACCCCCGGACCCAAAAGCCGAGGGGGAGGAGUGCGCGGCGGUGCGCGAGGGCAGCCAACUUUGGCUUUGGCGCGCGGCUUCGCGUCCUGCCUCUGGGGAGGAGGGGGACUGUCCCCUGCCGAGCUGGGCUCGGACCCUGGCCCUGGGAGAGCCGCCGCAGACCUCGAGAGGUGACUUCGUUGUUCCCGCUCCGGGACCCCGAGCGCCCAGGACGCACCAGACCCAGGCAGGGAACCGCGCUGCGACAUGCAGAAGGGCGACAUCGGCCUGGAGGGGCUGUCCCCGGAGGAAGACCCCGCAGCCCAGGCCGCUGGGGCCGUGGAUGGGGAGGGCGCGCCGCCCGGCGGUCCCCACGCACAGGCGGCCACGAUGAGGGUCAACGAGAAGUACUCGACGCUCCCGGCCGAGGACCGCAGCGUCCACAUCGUCAAUAUCUGCGCCAUCGAGGACAUCGGCUACCUGCCGUCCGAGGGCACGCUGCUGACCUCCCUGUCUGUGGACCCGGAUGCCGAAUGCAAGUACGGGCUGUACUUCAGGGAUGGCAAGCGCAAGGUGGACUACAUCCUGGUAUACCAUCACAAGAGGGCCUCGGGCAGCAAGACGCUGGCCAGGAGGGUCCAGCACAACGACACUGCCCUGGGGGCACGUGGCGCCAAGCAAGACCAGCCUCUGCCUGGAAAAGCAGGCCCGUUGGAAGCAGGCUCGCCUGAGCCCCCGGCCGACUACCACGAGGAUGACAAGCAGUUUCGCAGGGACGAGUAUGAGGGCAACCUCCUGGAGGCUGGCCUGGAGCUGGAGCGGGACGAGGACACUAAAAUCCAUGGACUUGGGUUUGUGAAGAUCCAUGCCCCCUGGAAUGUGCUGUGCAGGGAGGCUGAGUUUCUGAAGCUGAAGAUGCCGACAAAGAAGAUGUAUCACAUUAAUGAAACCCGUGGCAUCCUGAAAAAAAUCAACUCUGUGCUCCAGAAAAUCACAGACCCCAUCCAGCCCAAAGUGGCCGAGCACAGACCCCAGACCAUGAAGAGACUCUUCUACCCUUUCUCCCGGGAGAAACAGCACCUAUUUGACCUGUCUGAUAAGGAUUCCUUUUUCGACAGCAAAACCCGGAGCACAAUUGUCUAUGAAAUUCUGAAAAGAACGACAUGUACCAAAGCCAAGUACAGCAUGGGGCAAGGCGAGGGAAGGAAGAAGGACUCCGCCCUUCUAAGUAAAAGGCGGAAGUGUGGGCAGUACGGCAUCACGAGCCUGCUGGCCAAUGGUGUGUACUCUGCUGCUUACCCGCUGCACGAUGGAGACUACGAAGGUGAAAACGUCGAGUUCAAUGACAGAAAACUCCUGUACGAAGAAUGGGCAAGAUAUGGCGUCUUCUAUAAGUACCAGCCCAUCGACCUGAUCAGGAAAUACUUUGGGGAGAAGAUUGGCCUAUACUUUGCCUGGCUGGGCGUGUACACCCAAAUGCUCAUCCCCGCCUCUGUCGUGGGAAUCAUAGUUUUCCUUUACGGAUGUGCCACCGUCGAUGAGAACAUCCCCAGCAUGGAGAUGUGCGACCAGAGACGUAACAUCACUAUGUGCCCGCUCUGCGACAAGACCUGCAGCUACUGGAAGAUGAGCUCAGCCUGCGCCACAGCCCGCGCCAGCCACCUCUUCGACAACCCAGCCACUGUCUUCUUUUCCGUCUUCAUGGCCCUCUGGGCUGCCACCUUCAUGGAACACUGGAAGCGGAAACAGAUGCGGCUUAAUUACCUCUGGGACCUCACAGGCUUCGAGGAGGAGGAGGAGGCUGUCAAGGAUCACCCCCGCGCUGAGUACGAAGCCAGAGUCUUGGAGAAGUCUUUGAGGAAAGAGUCCAAAAACAAAGAGAAGCGCCGGCAUAUUCCAGAGGAGUCAACAAACAAAUGGAAGCAGAGGGUUAAGACGGCCAUGGCGGGGGUGAAAUUGACAGACAAAGUGAAGCUGACCUGGAGAGACCGGUUUCCAGCCUACUUCACUAACUUGGUGUCCAUCAUCUUCAUGAUUGCAGUGACCUUUGCCAUCGUCCUUGGCGUCAUCAUAUACAGAAUCUCCACAGCUGCUGCCUUAGCCAUGAACUCCUCCCCCUCUGUACGCUCCAACAUCCGGGUCACGGUCACAGCCACGGCAGUCGUCAUCAACCUGGUGGUGAUCAUCCUCCUGGAUGAGGUCUAUGGCUGCAUAGCCAGGUGGCUCACCAAAAUCGAGGUCCCGAAGACAGAGAAGAGCUUCGAGGAGAGGCUGAUCUUCAAGGCUUUCCUGCUGAAGUUUGUGAACUCCUACACCCCCAUCUUUUACGUGGCUUUCUUCAAAGGCCGGUUUGUGGGACGCCCAGGCGACUAUGUGUACAUUUUCCAUUCUUUCCGGAUGGAGGAGUGUGCCCCGGGGGGCUGCCUGAUGGAGCUCUGCAUCCAGCUCAGCAUCAUCAUGCUGGGGAAGCAGCUGAUCCAGAACAACCUAUUUGAAAUCGGCAUCCCGAAAAUGAAGAAGUUCAUCCGUCACAUGAAGCUGAAGCGGAAGAGCCCGCCAGAGCACGAGGAGCACGUGAAGAGGCGGCAGCGGCACGAGGUGGACUACAACCUGGAGCCCUUCGCCGGCCUCACGCCCGAGUACAUGGAGAUGAUCAUCCAGUUUGGCUUUGUCACCUUGUUCGUCGCAUCCUUCCCACUGGCACCACUCUUUGCACUGCUAAACAACAUCAUUGAGAUCCGCCUGGAUGCCAAAAAGUUCGUCACUGAGCUCCGGAGGCCAGUGGCCGUCAGAGCCAAAGACAUUGGAAUCUGGUACAAUAUUCUCAGAGGCGUUGGGAAGCUUGCUGUCAUUAUCAACGCCUUCGUGAUCUCCUUCACGUCCGACUUCAUCCCGCGUCUGGUGUACCUGUACAUGUACAGCCAGGACGGGACCAUGCACGGCUUCGUCAACCACACCCUGUCCUCCUUCAACGUCAGCGACUUCCAGAAUGGCACAGCCCCCAACGACCCCCUGGACCUGGGCUACGAGGUGCAGAUCUGCAGGUACAAAGAUUACCGAGAACCCCCUUGGUCCGAACACAAGUACGACAUCUCCAAGGACUUCUGGGCCGUCCUGGCAGCCCGGCUGGCGUUUGUCAUCGUCUUCCAGAACCUGGUCAUGUUCAUGAGCGACUUCGUGGACUGGGUCAUCCCUGACAUCCCCAAGGACAUCAGCCAGCAAAUCCACAAGGAGAAGGUGCUUAUGGUGGAGCUGUUUAUGCGGGAGGAGCAGGGCAAGCUGCAGCUGCUGGACACCUGGAUGGACAAGGAGCGCAAAAAGGAUGAGCCAUGCAACAACCACAGCCCCAGAGCCUGCCCUGACAGCCUGGGCGGCGGCGGCCUGGCCCCUGACCAUGCACACCACGGCAGCGUCCUGUAGCUGCCACUGGUAGGGCUGGGCAGGCCAGCGGGCAUCCGACCAACAGGCACCCUCUCCCUGGGCAGGCAGCUUCUUGACCCCACCAGAGCCCGGUGGCGCCUAUGUUUUCUGCAAACAUGGAGGACCACUUUCUGAUAGGAAAAUAUUUUUCUUCCUUCGUUCUGUUUUUUUUUUCCCUUUGUUUUUGCACAAAACCAGUAUGCAGGGAAUUUUUUUUUUAUCUUUAGUAUUCAAGAUGAAUCAAAAUUAUGGCUGGUGAUUGGGCAAUAAUUACAUUUAGUAAAGGCAGGUGCUUUGCAGAAACAAUUCUUGGAAACCAUGAGUCUCCUUCACAGUAGAAGGUGAACAGGGGCCCCAGAAAUCAUCUUUUUUAGUUCUUCUGAUGCCUUAAGAUAGGUGCAAAGUGGUAUGCCAUGGCAAUGGGCAAAAGCUAGGGUGAUUUUUCAGGAAGAAUGGAGAAAUUGAGGAGGAAUAACAGUGUUGACAUCGAUUCCCAAAGGGGUCAUCUGCCUGUAUGUCAGAAAAGCUGGAUGACUUUGAAUCAUCUUUUCCUUGGUAAUUUCAGAAGCUGAGACACCUUGGUCAGAGAGAGGUACCCCAUCCCUGUCCACAUGAGGUAUGUGGGGGUGUCCGGUUUAUUCUUGGAGUACUAGAUGGGUGCAGAUGUCUCUGAUCCCAUAUGUAACAGCACCCUUGGCAUGUGUCCCUUGCAGGCCCUACUGUUAGCCACACACCUGCUCCCCUGCCACACCGAGCUGACCUCAGAGUUGUUCAUCUUUGUUGUGUGAUAAAAGCAGGUCAACGGAAAAAUGGGCAGGGAGAGGUUACCUCGGAAACAUCUCUAAAGAUGGCUGAAGGGUUUUAAGAUGUCUUAAGGCUUGGGGCGGGGGGGGGUCAUUCAAAGCUUUAGAAUAUUUAUUGGGUUUUUGUUUAAUCAAUUAUUUGGUAGAUUUGAGGACCUUUUUUUCUGUAGCUCAAAGGUGGAAGGGGUUUAUUAGUUAACCAAAUAUUAUUGAGACGAAUUUAAAAUACUGUUACUACCAAAGAUUUUUAUGAAUAAAAGCUUCUAUUUUGAUAAUACUUCUCUAUAUUUUUACUCACAGGAAUGUCACUGUUGGACAAUUAUCAUUCCAAAAGCUUGUAAAAACAAGUCUCAUAAAUGAUAUGAGCAAUCUAAAUUUGCAGCAAUUAUACUAACCAAUUAUCUGAAAUUUCUCAAGCACCAAGAGAAACAUAAAGAGAAAUGUUUCAUCAAAGGUGGGAAGAAAAAACAAAUAUUUUUGUCUUGAACAUAUCCUGGGUGUGAUGUUGACAUUCCCAUAAUCGGCUAUGCUCCGAGUCCGUAAGAGUCAUAGGUUUCCAUUAUCUGCUAAAAUCAUACAAGCUGAUGCUUCUAUUUUCUCUUGUAUAGGAAGUAGUUUGAAAUGGGGUUUUGUAUAUAAAUAUUGUAUUAAAAUUAGGUGAUUACCAAAAAUCCUUUUAUGGAAACAUUUUUUAAGAAGGGAAUGUGCACAAAUCCACAGGGGACUGUGGUUGAACAUUCAUCUAAAUAAAUUUGAAUA